UGAGGCAAAGCCCUCGCUCAUUUGCAACCCUGCCCCAAGAGGGGACAUGAAAAUUGUUGUAAAAGCUUGAUGGCUCUCUCAUGGUGAAAUCAAAAGACUGAUAUCACGCCUGCAAAAAAUUCCCAAAAAAAUGUCAAGCAAGCUUCACGCUUAUCGAGCGCUCAUCCUAACCCAUCUACGUUCUCACCAGCCCAACAGCCAUCUCCGUUUAUUGCACCAUGGCCCAGACACGGUGGAGGAGCUAUUGGACAGACACGUGGUGAAGAAAGAAAACAGCUUGGAUGAUGACGAAAACGAGCUCUUGACUCGCCAACGACUCACCAGCACCCGUCGCGAGGCGCUGAGUCUCUACCGAGACAUCAUCCGGGCCAGCCGUUUCUUCAUGUGGCCGGACUCCCGGGGCGUUCUCUGGCGGGAUGUUCUUAGAGAGAAUGCCCGGAAAGAGUUCGAGGAGGCCCGUUUCGAAAAAGAUCCGGAAAUUAUCACCCGGUUACUAAUUGGUGGUCGUGAUGCCGUCCAAGCCGCGCUUGAUAAGCUUGUGGAGAAACAGAAGCAGCAGAUUGAAAAAGAACGAAACGAUUCUACUGGUCCCCGAUGACUUUGGGUUGACCACCGUGAUUGGCAUUGCAAUGGUAAACAAAAGCUAUGUCUACACCAGACUUAAAGAAAAACCCUUUUGAAGGUUGCGGUGAUUGGCUGCUAAGAAUUCCAUGAUGUCAAGGGUGACAACGGAUGAGCAAUGACCUAAUCAGAGAGCAAGGAGUUGCACAUCUACCAUACUAUAAAGUUGAUGAGUGCUCUUUUUUUUUGUUUAUGCAUUCAAUAUUCUAACCCCUUCUCAUCUCAAUUUUGAGCUUGGACGCCUAUCAGCUCCUUUCUGUAAGCGUUGUGUUAGUCCUCUUCUUCCAUCCCUGUCACCCCUCUUUCACUCAGAACAAUACUAUUGUAAUGUUCCUCCGGUAACCAAUCUUGUAAUUGAGUAAACCGGGGCGUGCCAGGCUCUUUUUUUAGGUGAAAAACUAGCCUUUUCCCCUCCCACGGGUUGCGUUUAAAAUAUCGAAGUAGUUUCGACUUGGGAUGUUGUGGUACUGAAAAAGUAACUUCGGGAUCUUGAUUUGCAAAUGCAGAUUUAUGUUAAUAUUCUGGUUUCAGCAGAUCAGCAAAGAAGCAACAGCCUGCAGCAACGAUGCAGUUUUGACACAAGAAGAAGAGAAAAAGGAAGGGCAAAUUAUGCGCUCUCCAAUAGUUCAUGUACAGAGAAUAUGUUUGAUACAUAGGAACAAAUGCCGGAUCCUUGUCUUUUUGUUUUUUUUUUUUUUGGGGUCCUUCUAUUUUCUGCACAUAGUGACAGUUAUCAGAAUGCCAAUUAGUUUGGAUGCACUGCUAGCAGUUUUCAGAAACUCCCCUCUUCCUGAUUUCUGUUCGUGUGAAGUUUGUAUGAUUGAGGUCCUUCAGCUGAAGCUAGCGGGACCUUUUUUAAAGUUUGAGGGCCACCAAAAAUGGUCAUAAGUUUCCUCGA
Coffea eugenioides is the source of this 1519-nucleotide messenger RNA. RefSeq lists its product as uncharacterized. The record is from RefSeq and is a predicted model, not a curated record. The transcript is spliced from 2 exons. NCBI's taxonomy places the organism in Eukaryota, Viridiplantae, Streptophyta, Magnoliopsida, Gentianales, Rubiaceae. The coding region runs from base 131 to 598 and encodes 155 amino acids. Gene Ontology annotation, biological process: mitochondrial respiratory chain complex III assembly.